Pectinophora gossypiella (pink bollworm) is the source of this 731-nucleotide messenger RNA. It is a transcript of the gene mRpL13, whose product is annotated as 39S ribosomal protein L13, mitochondrial. NCBI's taxonomy places the organism in Eukaryota, Metazoa, Arthropoda, Insecta, Lepidoptera, Gelechiidae. Bases 119 to 655 code for a protein of 178 amino acids. The record is from RefSeq and is a predicted model, not a curated record. Gene Ontology annotation, biological process: translation; negative regulation of translation. Gene Ontology annotation, molecular function: structural constituent of ribosome; mRNA binding. The transcript is spliced from 3 exons. Gene Ontology annotation, cellular component: ribosome; mitochondrial large ribosomal subunit.
GUUAAAAAACCUAACCUAACUUUUCUACCUAACUUGUGUGUGUUUAUUGUAGGAAAAUAAAAUAUAUCAUCAGUACAAUAAAAUAUUGUUAUUUAGAAAAAAAUAAUAAGGCUCUAAAAUGUCUGCGACGAAAAGAGUGCAGCAAUGGGCUACCUUUGCUCGCACUUGGCACAUUUUCGACUGCAAAUGGCAAGAUCCUUAUGAAUCGGCGAACGUUAUUAAAAAGUAUUUGAUGGGGCUCCACAAACCUAUAUAUCACCCUAUGAACGACUGUGGGGAUGUCGUCGUAUGUAUUAACAGCAAGCAGAUUGCUCUUAAAGGCGACGAGUGGCGACAGAGAGCAUAUUUCCACCAUACAGGAUACCCGGGUGGAGCUUCAUGGACUUUGGCUUGGGAAGUCCAUAACAAAGACCCUACCAUGAUUAUCAAAAAAGCAGUAUACAGAGCCAUGAGGGGUACUCUACAAAGGCGUCACACCAUGGAGCGACUCCUCAUCUACCCCGGCGAGGAGGUUCCUCAGGAUGUCCUAGAAAAUGUCACCAACCAAAUCAGACAGCUCAGAUUAGUGCCAACAAGACUUGACCACAUACCCAAAGAGGAAGUCGACAAGUAUCCUAAAGUUAUGGAAUACCCCAGUGACUAUGUGCUUAAAUGAAGUUAAUAAAGCUAGUUUUAAAAUAUCUAUAGAUUGUUUAUCAAAUUGUGUAGAAAUAAAAGUAUAUUCUAGUGUC